AUCCAACAUUUGGAUUCGUAUAUUUUAACUGAUCGUUUCUAUUGAAUAAGCCAAAAAAGAAAUAUGAAGAAAUUUAUUUUGUUAAUGUGUCUAGUUCUACUUGCCGCUUAUCAGAUCGAAGCAGUUUGUGAUGAUGACUAUGAUAAGAUCUGUGGACAGCGUUCUAUGGGAACUUUCCCUUAUGAUUGUGAUAAAUCCUGCACCAAAUUCAUAAUAUGUUUUAAUAUGAACGAUAAACCUAAGGGAUUAUUAAAACUUUGCCCGAGCGGACAAUACUACGACAGUUCGCAUAGAAUAUGCACUGAUCACAAACCAGACUACUGUUCUUAAAUUUCAACAGCCAUUGUUGCAGUCGAUCAACUCUAAUAAGCAAUACAAUCCAAAGGUCUCGUCUUUUGACACUUUUGGGUAGCGGCAUUAAAGUAACCAUCACAAUAAUAAACCCAACCCAAAUAUUGUCCCGAUAAAAGAUAACAGUAGACAUAUCUGAAAUAAAAAAGUUAAAAAUAAAAAAAUAUUUAUAAAAAUUUA
Messenger RNA from Lucilia sericata (common green bottle fly), 531 nucleotides. RefSeq lists its product as uncharacterized. NCBI's taxonomy places the organism in Eukaryota, Metazoa, Arthropoda, Insecta, Diptera, Calliphoridae. Gene Ontology annotation, molecular function: chitin binding. The record is from RefSeq and is a predicted model, not a curated record. Gene Ontology annotation, cellular component: extracellular region. The transcript has 3 exons. The coding region runs from base 64 to 330 and encodes 88 amino acids.